This is a messenger RNA of Myzus persicae (green peach aphid), 6634 nucleotides long. It is a transcript of the gene l(3)72Ab, whose product is annotated as putative U5 small nuclear ribonucleoprotein 200 kDa helicase. The record is from RefSeq and is a predicted model, not a curated record. Lineage: Eukaryota; Metazoa; Arthropoda; Insecta; Hemiptera; Aphididae. The coding region runs from base 191 to 6634 and encodes 2147 amino acids. Gene Ontology annotation, cellular component: nucleus. Gene Ontology annotation, molecular function: nucleic acid binding; ATP binding; ATP hydrolysis activity. The transcript has 33 exons.
UCGGCGGUCAUGUUCGUUUCGUAUCUUUAGUAUUCAUCAUACCUAUUUUGAUAUUAUACAUUUGUGGUGCGUUUAAACGUAAAGAAACGUUUUUAUUUUUACACACUAUUUAUUAUCUAAUAAUGAUUUUAGUGCUUGACAAUUAAAAAAAAACCUAAAGAUUUGGACGAAUAAAAGAAAAUAAUUAAUCAUGGCUGAUGCAGCUGCCCGUCAGCUUCAAUACGAAUACAAAGCGAAUUCGAAUCUUGUAUUACAAGCUGAUGUGCGACUCAUUGAUCGACGUAACCGCGAUGAGGCCACAGGUGAAGUAUGUUCGUUGGUUGGAAAGUUGGAAGGUACAAAGAUGGGUGAUCGUUUUCAAAGAACUAAACCUGUGAAAGCAGAAGAAAGAAAAGCCAAGAGACAAAAGCGUGACGAAGCGCAAUAUGACUUUGCUCGAAUGAAAGGUACCACACUAUUAUCAGAUGGUGUUGAUGAGAUGGUUGGAAUUAUGUAUAGACCCAAAACACAAGAAACUAGACAAACAUAUGAAGUGUUAUUAAGUUUCAUACAGGAGGCACUUGGUGAUCAGCCUAGAGAUAUUCUGUGUGGUGCAGCUGACGAAGUUUUAGCCGUACUAAAAAAUGAUCGUCUUAAAGAUAAGGAGAAAAAAUCUGACACUGAAAGUUUACUGGGUUCUUUAGCUGAUGAAAGAUUUGCACUUUUAGUUAAUUUAGGGAAAAAAAUUUCUGAUUUUGGAACUGAUGAAAAAGGCACUGCCAAUACAGAUAAUAUUGAUGAAACAUACGGUAUCAAUGUUCAAUUUGAAGAAAGUGAAGAAGAAGAUGAUGAAGACGUGUAUGGUGAAAUUCGUGAAGGUGACGAUCAUGAAGAUGAAGGUGAAGAAUCAAAAUUAGAUGCUACUAUUCAUGCAGAAAAUUUGGACAAACGCUCUGGUAAAAAACCUGUAGAACAAGCUAAAAAAGAAAAAAAUCUGCACGCAUUGGAUAUUGAUGCUUAUUGGCUUCAACGAAGUUUGUCUAAGUAUUAUAGUGAUGCCAUGGCAUCUCAAGCUAAAGCAGCAGAAGUAUUAUCUGUAUUGAAAAAUGCUGGUGAUGAUCGAGAUUGUGAAAAUCAACUAGUCCUUUUACUUGGAUAUGAUUGUUUUGAUUUUAUUAAAAUAUUGAAAAAAAAUCGACUUAUGAUUUUGUAUUGCACACUAUUGGCAUCAUCACAAAGUGAGUCUGAACGUGCAGCAUUGCGUAAAAAAAUGGAAUCUGAUCCAUAUUUAGCAAAGAUUUUACGUCAAAUGGAUACUAAAGAGGUAGAUGAUAUUAAAGAAAGUAGUGCUAGUGCUGCUAAUAAGAAGAGACGUGCUGCUGAUGAAGAUGAUGAUGACAUGAGUGGUGGUGAUCCUAAACAACAGGUCGCUGGUACCAGAAAAGUCUUAGAUUUGGAUGAUUUAAUAUUUGCUCAAGGAUCUCAUUUUAUGUCUAAUAAGAGAUGCCAGCUCCCAGAUGGAUCAUUCCGGAAACAACGGAAAGGUUAUGAAGAAGUACACGUACCUGCAUUAAAACCUAAACCUUAUAAUCAGGAUGAGUCUUUAGUACCCAUUGAUAAGUUACCAAAGUAUGUACAACCUGCUUUUGAAGAUUUCAAAACACUUAAUAGAAUACAAUCAAGAUUACAAAAAAGUGCUCUAGAAUCUGAUGAAAAUUUGUUGCUAUGUGCUCCUACAGGGGCCGGUAAAACAAAUGUUGCACUAUUAUGUAUGUUGAGAGAAAUUGGAAAACACAUCAAUAGUGAUGGUACUAUAAAUGCUGAUGAGUUCAAAAUCAUUUAUAUAGCUCCCAUGAGGUCAUUGGUACAAGAAAUGGUUGGAAGUUUUGGAAAGAGGUUAAGUAGUUAUAAUCUAACAGUAUCUGAAUUAACUGGUGAUCAUCAACUAACACGUGAGCAGAUACAAGCUACACAAAUUAUUGUUUGUACUCCAGAAAAAUGGGAUAUUAUAACUAGGAAAGGUGGUGAAAAAACUUUUGUAUCAUUAGUGAGGCUAAUUAUUAUUGAUGAAAUACAUUUGUUACAUGAUGAACGUGGACCUGUCCUUGAAGCUCUAGUGGCCAGAACAAUUCGUAAUAUAGAAACUAUACAAGAAGAUGUCCGUUUAGUUGGACUUAGUGCUACAUUACCCAAUUACCAAGAUGUUGCAACAUUACUUAGAGUUAAUCCUGAUUCUGGUCUAUUUUAUUUUGAUAAUUCAUUUAGACCAGUUCCGUUGGAACAACAGUAUAUAGGUAUUACAGAAAAAAAGGCUGUUAAACGUUUCCAAGUUAUGAACGAAAUUGUUUAUGAGAAAAUUAUGGAGCAUGCUGGCCGUAAUCAGAUUUUGGUGUUUGUUCAUUCUAGAAAAGAAACAGGUAAAACUGCAAGAGCUAUUAGGGAUAUGUGUUUGGAAAAAGAUACUCUUGGACAAUUUUUACGUGAAGGAUCUGCAUCUAUGGAAGUUUUGCGCACUGAAGCUGAACAAGUCAAAAACCAAGAACUUAGAGAUUUACUUCCAUAUGGCUUCGCUAUUCAUCAUGCUGGUAUGACCCGCGUGGACAGAACUUUAGUUGAAGAUUUAUUUGCUGAUCGUCAUAUUCAAGUACUAAUAUCUACAGCAACUUUAGCUUGGGGAGUAAAUUUACCUGCUCAUACUGUCAUAAUUAAAGGCACUCAAGUUUAUAGUCCAGAAAAAGGUCGUUGGGUAGAACUCGGUGCUUUAGAUGUCUUACAGAUGUUGGGUCGCGCUGGACGUCCUCAAUAUGAUACAAAAGGUGAAGGAAUACUUAUUACAAAUCAUAGUGAACUUCAAUAUUACUUGUCUUUGUUGAAUCAACAGCUUCCAAUUGAGUCACAAAUGGUUUCAAAACUGCCAGAUAUGUUGAAUGCAGAGAUUGUACUUGGUACAAUACAAAGUGUUAAAGAAGCUGUAACAUGGUUGGGUUAUAGUUAUUUGUAUAUUCGUAUGUUGCGUUCCCCUGCUUUAUACACUAUUACUCCAGAAAAGUUGGAAGUAGAUCCGUUAUUGGAGACACAUAGAGCAGAUAUUAUCCACACUGCUGCAAUACAAUUAGAAAGAAGUAAUCUCAUUAAAUAUGACAGAAAAUCUGGUUAUUUCCAGGUAACUGAACUUGGACGUAUCGCUAGUCAUUAUUAUUGUACUCAUGACACAAUGGCUACAUAUAAUCAACUAUUAAAACCAACAUUGAGUGAAAUUGAAUUAUUUAGAGUAUUCUCGUUAUCGGGGGAAUUUCGUCAUAUUGGAGUAAGAGAUGAAGAGAAAUUGGAAUUACAAAAAUUAAUGGAACGCGUACCAAUACCUAUUAAAGAAGGUAUAGAAGAACCAAGUGCCAAGAUAAAUAUACUGCUUCAAGCAUAUAUAUCUCAGUUAAAACUUGAAGGUUUCGCAUUGAUGUCUGAUAUGGUAUUUGUGACUCAAUCUGCUGCUCGUUUAAUGCGUGCUAUUUUUGAAAUUGUUUUGCAUCGUGGUUGGGCACAGCUAGCUGAUAAAGCUCUUAGUCUCUGUAAAAUGAUUGAUCGACGCAUGUGGCAAAGCAUGUCACCAUUAAGACAAUUUAGAAAAAUGCCUGAAGAAAUUGUAAGAAAAAUUGAAAAAAAGAAUUUCCCUUGGGAAAGAUUAUAUGAUCUUGGUCCAAGUGAAAUAGGUGAAUUAAUUCGCGUUCCUAAACUUGGAAAAACAAUUCAUAGAUAUGUACAUCAAUUUCCAAAAUUAGAAUUGUCCACACAUAUUCAACCAGUAACUAGAUCUACAUUAAGAGUAGAAUUGACAAUUACUCCUGACUUUCAGUGGGAUGAAAAGUUACAUGGAAAUUCUGAAGCAUUUUGGGUAUUGGUCGAAGACGUGGAUUCUGAAGUGGUUCUUCAUCAUGAAUUCUUUUUAUUAAAAGCAAAAUAUGCUACUGAUGAACAUAUGCUUAAAUUUUUUGUCCCUGUUUUUGAACCUUUACCACCUCAGUAUUUCCUCCGAAUUGUUUCUGAUCGUUGGAUUGGUUCAGAAACUCAAUUACCUGUUUCAUUUAGACAUUUGCUACUUCCAGAAAAAAAUGUUCCACCUACUGAACUUUUGGACUUGCAGCCACUGCCUGUAUCUGCUCUUCGUAAUAAAGUGUUUGAGGAACUUUAUGCUGAGAGAUUCCAUCAAUUCAAUCCUAUCCAGACACAAGUAUUUAAUGCUGUAUAUAAUAGCGAUGAAAAUGUGUUUAUUGGUGCUCCAACUGGAUCUGGAAAAACUGCUAUAGCUGAGUUUGCACUGUAUCGUCUUCUGAGUCAAAAUCCAGAUCAUCGUUGUGUUUAUUUAGUAGCUAAGGAAUCCCAAGCUGAACUUAUUUAUUCUAGCUGGCAUGUUAUUUUUGGAAUUGGCCUUGCUAGAAAAGUAGUGCUGUUAACAGGAGAAAUCGGAACAGAUUUAAAGUUAUUAGCUAAAGGACAAAUAAUUGUGACAACUGCAGAAAAGUGGGAUGUAUUGUCUCGCAGAUGGAAGCAAAGGAAAAAUGUCCAAAACAUUAAUCUGUUUAUUGUUGAUGAACUUCAGUUAAUUGGAGGUGAAGAUGGGCCGGUAUUAGAAAUUGUUUGCUCUAGAAUGCGGUAUAUUGCUUCUCAAACUGAAAAACAAAUGCGUGUAGUUGCUCUGUCAGCUCCAUUAGCCGAUGCUAGAGAUUUAGCAUUGUGGUUAGGAGCCCCAGCUACCACCACAUUCAAUUUCCACCCCAGUGUCCGACCUGUACCAUUAGAACUUCAUGUGCAAGGGUACAAUGUCACUCACAAUGCUACCAGAUUAGUAGCUAUGGGCAAACCAACAUAUAAUGCUAUACUGAAGUACAGUUUGGAGAAACCAGUGAUAAUAUUCGUUCCAUCAAGAAAACAGGCUCGACUUACAGCUAUUGAUCUAUUAACAUACACUGCUGCUGAUAACCAAUCCAACCGUUUUAUACAUGCCGAAGAAGAUGAUAUCAAACCAUUUGUUGAGAAAAUUUCUGAUAAGACAUUGAAAGAGACUCUGCUCCAAGGAGUAGCAUAUUUACAUGAAGGUGUUAGUUCUCAAGAUCAACGAUGGGUCCAACAACUAUUUUUUACUGGAGCCAUUCAAGUGGUAGUUGUUACAAGAAGUCUUUGUUGGGCUUUGAGUAUUACAUCUCAUUUAGUUAUAAUUAUGGAUACACAAUUCUAUGAUGGAAAAACACAUGCUUAUGAAGAUUAUCCAAUUACUGAUGUUAUUCAGAUGGUAGGAAGAGCUAAUCGACCAUUAGAUGAUGAUGAUUCCAAAUGUGUAUUGAUGUGUCAAUCAUCAAAAAAAGAUUUCUUCAAGAAGUUCUUGAACGAACCUUUACCAGUAGAAAGUCAUUUGGACCAUCGAUUACAUGAUCACUUCAAUGCUGAAAUAGUAACAAAAACCAUUGAGAAUAAACAGGAUGCAGUUGAUUAUAUGACCUGGACAUUCCUUUAUAGGCGACUUACUCAAAAUGCCAAUUAUUAUAAUUUACAAGGAGUUUCACAUAGACAUUUAUCAGAUUAUCUGUCAGAACUUGUUGAGACUACAUUGAAUGACUUAAAUCAAUCAAAGUGUAUUAGUAUUGAAGAUGAGAUUGACUGUAUUCCAUUAAAUUUGGGCAUGAUUGCUGCUUAUUAUUAUAUCAACUAUACAACUAUUGAAUUAUUUUCAUUAUCACUCAACAAUAAAACCAAAAUUCGAGGGCUGUUGGAAAUUAUUAGUUCCGCUGCUGAGUAUGAAAAGAUACCUGUAAGACAUCGCGAAGAUACAUUACUUAAAAGUCUUGCCCAGCGUUUGCCAAAUAAGUUGCAGCCAGCUUCUGGUCAAACGUCUAUACGGUACAAUGAUCCUCACGUCAAGGUUAAUUUGUUACUUCAAGCUCAUUUAUCACGUUUACAACUUGGCGCAGAAUUACAAGGAGAUACUGAAGUCAUAUUGGCUAGAGCAAUACGUUUAAUUCAAGCGUGUGUUGAUGUACUGAGUUCUAAUGGUUGGUUAUCACCAGCUGUCGCUGCAAUGGAACUAGCUCAAAUGAUUACUCAAGCAAUGUGGGCUAAAGAUUCAUACCUUAAACAAUUACCUCAUUUUACAUCAGAUAUUAUUAAGAGAUGUACAGAUAAGGGUAUAGAAACAGUAUUCGAUAUAAUGGAAUUGGAAGAUGAAGACCGUAUAAAGUUACUGCAGCUUGGCGAUAGUGAAAUGGCUGAUGUUGCGAGAUUCUGUAAUCGUUAUCCUAAUAUUGAAUUAAGUUACGAAGUGGCAAACAAAAACCGCAUAUCUGCUGGUUCCAGUGUAAAUGUCACUGUAAGUUUAGAAAGAGAAGACGAAGUUGUUGGCCCUGUUAUUGCUCCCUUCUUCCCACAAAAAAGAGAAGAAGGUUGGUGGUUAGUAAUAGGAGAUCCUAAAAAUAACUCCUUGUUGUCAAUCAAAAGAUUAACACUACAACAAAAAGCCAAAGUGAAAUUAGAUUUUGUAGCACCCAAUCCAGGAAAUUACUCUUAUACUUUGUAUUUCAUGAGUGAUGCAUACAUGGGUUGCGAUCAGGAAUACAAAAUGAAUAUUGACGUUGGCGAUUAUGAUUCUGCCGAAAGUGAGUCAGAUUAA